AGGAGUGGAGGGACAUGGCUGCUAACUGGCAAUGCUUUCUUACCCCUCUCAGGUAUGGAAGCAAAAUGUUUAUCUUACAAUCAGUAGGCUGUAUUUCUUAAUCACUAUGGAAACACUGAUGGAUGGACCACUGCGUUUUUACCCUUUUGUGUACAUCAUCUGUAUUCUGUGUGCAGCUUGUGGCAGCAGCUUGCCUGAAAGGUUUCCAGAAGGGCCACCUUUCAACCUAAAAAUGGAAUCUUGCAACUUCCAGCACAUUUUGUCUUGGCAGGCAGGAACAGACCCAAAUGUGACAGCAUACUAUCGUGUACAGUACACUGACUACAGGAACCAGAUGAUUGCACAAAACUGUUCAUAUAUUGAACAACUCUCCUGUAACCUAACAGAGGAUUUAAAAAAUGCAUCUUCUCAGUAUUUUGUAUUUGUUCAGAGAUUUGUAGGAACUGAAGUAUUCAAUUCUGCUGCACUUCAUUUUGUGCCAUUUACUGACACAUGCCUGGGACCACCGGAAGUUAAUAUCAGUUCUUGUCUAAACUGCAUAAAUGUCACUGUAAAGCUGCCAACCUCUCACUUAAGAAAUAAUGAAAAGCCUCUGUCUUUAAUUGAUAUAUAUGAAGAGAUUGAUUAUUAUAUAACACUGAAAACACUUGAUGGAGAGCAUAAGAGGCCACGUGAGAGAACCACUAAAGAAACUUUUAAUACUGUCAUUGGAGAAUUGUAUCCAAAUACAAACUACUGUGUGUCUGUUAUGGUCUCCGCAUCUAUGAAUAAACAUUCCAUCCCCUCAGCCUGGAAAUGUGCAACUGCAAACUCUGUAGCUCAACAAGGUUAUUACAGUGUUUCAGUUGCAGGUGCUAUAUGUUUUUCACUGGUGUUAGGUAUUGUCCUGAAGUGUAUGCAUGUGGGAGGCUAUAUUCUUCAAAAAAAAACACUUCCUCGUACCUUGUUAUUCAUCGGGAGGACGCUAGCCUACUCACCUUGUACAUUUGAAACUGAAAAAAUACAAUCUGUAGAGAUCAUUUAUAAAGAGGUUAAAAAAAAGGCAGUAGAAUCUAGCAACAGCGAUGACAGCGACAGUGAUGACCUAAGUAAUCAUGACUACACAAGGCGUGAUACCGUAAGAGCACCUCAUUCCUCUGACACGACAGGUGUAUUUGUGCAGUGCUCUACAAGUAGCACAUGUGAUGAUGGUAGCAGCCAAGCAAGUGAACUUCCAGAUGAUGACCCAGAAGUUUUUGAAGAGACUGAGAUGGACAUUGAAAAAGAUAAAGACUCAGGCUGCAAGUUGCUUCAGCCUUUCCCUGAGGAGAAUUGUACCUAUUCUUCCAGGUCAACGGACAGUGCUUGCUUUACCAUAAACUUGAAAACUGUGCUUCUGGGAAUCUCUAAAGAGACCAAGGACAGUUCUGCAGCUCUUCUGUCUUCCCAGGAUGACACAGUUGACUGGCAACAUAGACAUGCUUUUGAAUCACAACUCCCUGAUGAUACAGGAAGUGUGCAGAAACCACACAGUCUUAACAGCUCUCAAGAAUGGAAAGAUUCAUCUAGUUCUUCCAAUGAAAGUGACUCAUCAGACUCAGAUAUGGACCCAAAAACUGAAUACCUAAGAAGAUGAAUCUGAGAACCACUGUUGUUUUAUAACAUACAAAUAGAUACUGUCCAACUUUGUUCUUUCUGGACUGAACAUAGAGAUCUGAUCUCUUUUUUUUUUUUUCAACAUUCUGAAAGUAUAUGCCUAAAUACUGAAAAUAUACAGGACUCAUUUUUAACAAAUAUUUCUGUGAUGUCUGGUUGUUGUUCAGGUGGUAUCAAACAAUUUGGAUGUAGCAGGAAAAGGGAGUAGUUAUUUCAUUUUGCAAUUUGCUAGUGAAUUAUACCUUUUGGCUGUAACAUGGUAAAUAUCUUCUGUAAACACAAGUGAGGAGUUAGUUCAUAGCACAGGUAGAUGUGAAUGGCUGGUCUCUUAAACCCCAUUUGGUGGUUUGGUGUUUUGAUUUUUGUUCUGUUUUUGUUUUUUGUUUUUUUUGAAAGGACUGUUACUAUUCCUUAGCUGUGCUGAUGGGUUACUCUGAAGCCUGUUCUGCUGGAUGGAUUGCAGACAUCAGGAUAGUGCUAUGUUCCAGUCAGUAAACUGAUUUCUGAAUUUGUGUAGAGAAGGCCAGUAAAUGAAAUCAUGGAGGUGUAGGGAGAGGAGGUAAGAAUACUCUGUAGCUUGCAAAAGAGUUCUUGUUACUGUGAUUCACGGCAUUAAAUGUCUGUUUCUUUUAUAAUUUUGUGUAAUUGUAUACUAUACUUUUUAAAAAUAUUUUUAUGAUGUUUAAAGGUUACUGGACAGCAAAGUUAUUUUAACACUUCAUAAAAAGAAAAUUUUUCAUAAACCUAA
Oxyura jamaicensis (ruddy duck) is the source of this 2383-nucleotide messenger RNA. RefSeq names its product interferon alpha and beta receptor subunit 2 (gene IFNAR2). Gene Ontology annotation, molecular function: interleukin-22 receptor activity; protein binding. Lineage: Eukaryota; Metazoa; Chordata; Aves; Anseriformes; Anatidae. Bases 32 to 1615 code for a protein of 527 amino acids. The transcript has 9 exons. The record is from RefSeq and is a predicted model, not a curated record.